GGCCCCCAGUAGCCGCUCCUCCCCAUGUACGGCCUGCAGAGCGCCUUCCUGCGCUGGGCCGUCUUCCUGGUGCCGCCUCCGCUGCGGGAGUCGCUGCUGCCGGGCGGUUGGAUCUUCUCGCCCGGCCCCAGCCCCAGCCCCAGGCCCAGGCCCCGUAACCGAUGGAGCGACUCGGCCCCGGCUGGGCUCCAGCCCCAGGCCCCGGCCCCGGCCCCGGCCCAGGCCCCGCCUCGGGGCGGGCGGAGGGAGGUUCCCGCUGGACACAUCCCGCCCUCGGCGGCGGCGGCGGCGGCUGCGCUCCCAUUAGGCGGACUCGCCGCUCUCCGCCGCCUCUGGCUCGGCCUAACCGGGACCCCGGCGCUCCCCAGGCGGCCGCCGAUGGAAGAGACGGAGCCGCCGGGGCCGCAGCUCCCGCCGCCCGGGGAGGCGCCUCGCCCGCCGCCCGCGGUGCGGAUUCAAGUGGCACCGGCCGAGGAGGAGACACCGAGUCCGCCCCACAGCGGACAGCCGAGUCCGGGGGAGGCGGAGAAACCCAGUGCCUCUUUCAGUGGAGCAGAGAAUGACCUGGAUGAGCUGGACAGUGAUUGGAGGUCUCCUGACCCUGAGCUGAUGCAAAAACUAAUUGCUCAGAUUGAAUAUUACCUUUCGGAUGAAAACCUGGAGAAAGAUGCAUUUCUUCUGAAGCAUGUGAGAAGAAAUAAAAUGGGAUAUGUCAGUGUUAAACUACUGACCUCCUUCAAAAAGGUGAAGCACCUCACUCGUGACUGGCAAACCACUGCCUUUGCUCUGAAGCACUCACAGCUACUGGAGCUGAAUGAAGAAGGAAGAAAGGUGAGAAGGAAGACUGCUGUUCCAGUGUUCCCUAGUGAAAAUCUUCCCAGUCGGAUGCUGUUGGUACAUGAUAUGCAUGUGUGCCCAGAAUUUCAAGUUUUAAACCAAAACCAGGAAUCUGAAAAUGGUGGCUUGCAAGAGAAGGUAAUGGAGUAUAUACUAAAGGCUUUUGGCUUGUUUGGUACAAUCUCUUCUGUUCGUGUUCUAAAGCCUGGAAAGGAGCUUCCUGCUGAUGUGAAGAGAUUGAGCAAUCGGUAUUCACAGCUGGGAAUAAAAGAGUGUGUGAUUGUAGAGUUUGAAGAUGUUGAAUCUGCAAUCAAAGCACAUGAGUCACUUGGAAAAACAGAUGAGGGCAUGAAAGUGGUACUGAUAGGCAUGAAACCACGAAAGAAGAAAGUUGUCAGAGAGAAGACCAAAGAAGCUGAAGAUGUUAAGAAUGGGUCAAAAAGCAAAUCUGCCAAUAAGCGAGUUGAAGAGCUGCAGUACGUGGGUGAGGAUUCCUCUGCGUACAGCUCAUCUGAACCUGAAAGCAACCCUGCAUCUCCCAUGCUAAGCCGCAAGCUUAAACCCAAUAAUCAGCUGAGUCCCAACACCUAUCAAAACAAUCACCUGAGUCCUAAUGCUUCACCUCGAUCCAGUCCAUGGAACAGUCCACGUUCAAGCCCAUCAAUACAGCGAAAAAAUACAAUUUCCCGGAAAUCUCCCCUUACUGGAGAUGCAAAACUCACUGCUGCUACAAGUCCUGAAGUAGGAAGUAAGUGGACUGACUAUUCAUCUGACAGUAGCAACACACCAUCUGGCAGCCCAUGGGUACAGAGACGAAAGCAAGCACAGGUGAUAUCACAUGAGAACAGUCCAGUAGACAGCCCUAUGCUUUCCCGAAAAAUGCAUAAUGCAGGUGGACUGCCUCAAGGAGUAGUACGUUUACCCAGAGGUCCAGACGGUACAAAAGGAUUUCAAACCCUUACAGAAAGGAGUAAGCCACUUGUAAUCUGAAGUACGGUUUUGUUUCUGUUCCCUGUAAUGUACUGCUUGCUAUCCUUUUUAGAAUGACUCCUAAGUUUGUGUGCCUGGCUAUUGGAAAUAAUUUAAGUUAGACCAAAUGUAAUGGGAUCAAAAUGAAUCAGUUUUACUAAAAGUGUUUGUUUAAAGUUGGUAUUUGUAACUUUGCAGUAAUGAACUACAAUAAUCUUAUUUUCCAGGAUUUUGGGGAAGUAUUCUACCCUUUUUAUUUUGUUUUUGUUCUGCAAGGCAAGUGUCCUAAGUGAAGGUGAAACACUUGUGGAGGGAAACAGUAUCAGCUACCAGUACAAAUUAUAGUAGGGUGACAUUUGGUUAACUUGGUGUAAAAGUGUGCUUUCUGCUGAUUAUCAGCCAGAAAACCUAGGGUGGACUUGGAAUUAUUGGCUUGUGACUGACUGUACAGAAAGGAAAGCUUUUGUCUUGAAUGGUGAGUUGGUAGUCACAUUUGGACCAUUGUAUAUUGCUGUGUUGCAAAUAAAUGCAGAUUAAGCAUU
Carcharodon carcharias (great white shark) is the source of this 2348-nucleotide messenger RNA. RefSeq names its product La ribonucleoprotein 6, translational regulator a (gene larp6a). Lineage: Eukaryota; Metazoa; Chordata; Chondrichthyes; Lamniformes; Lamnidae. Gene Ontology annotation, molecular function: mRNA binding. Gene Ontology annotation, cellular component: nucleus. Gene Ontology annotation, biological process: RNA processing. The record is from RefSeq and is a predicted model, not a curated record. The transcript has 3 exons. The coding region runs from base 25 to 1827 and encodes 600 amino acids.